Messenger RNA from Pteronotus mesoamericanus, 2854 nucleotides. RefSeq names its product phosphofructokinase, platelet (gene PFKP). The transcript is spliced from 23 exons. Gene Ontology annotation, molecular function: 6-phosphofructokinase activity; ATP binding; fructose-6-phosphate binding. Lineage: Eukaryota; Metazoa; Chordata; Mammalia; Chiroptera; Mormoopidae. Bases 69 to 2594 code for a protein of 841 amino acids. Gene Ontology annotation, cellular component: 6-phosphofructokinase complex; membrane; cytoplasm. The record is from RefSeq and is a predicted model, not a curated record. Gene Ontology annotation, biological process: fructose 1,6-bisphosphate metabolic process; fructose 6-phosphate metabolic process; canonical glycolysis.
GCUCAGGCGGGGAUCGCUGACUGCCUAACGCCCGGCCCGCGAUCUCCGGCCUCUCCGGCCUGCUCAAUAUGGACCACGACGGUGUUCCCUCGACCCCCAGGGGCUUCUUCCGAAAGUUCCUGGAGGAACUCUCCGGGGUUGGCAAAGCCAUCGGCGUGCUGACCAGCGGCGGGGAUGCCCAAGGUAUGAAUGCCGCUGUCCGUGCAGUCGUGCGCAUGGGGAUCUACGCGGGGGCCAAGGUGUACUUCAUCUAUGAGGGCUACCAAGGCAUGGUGGACGGUGGCAGCAAUAUUGUGGAAGCGGACUGGGAGAGCGUGUCCAGCAUUCUGCAAGUGGGUGGGACCAUUAUUGGCAGUGCCCGGUGCAAAGCCUUCCGUACCCGAGAAGGCCGCCUGAAAGCCGCUCACAACCUGGUGCAGCGGGGCAUCACCAACCUGUGUGUGAUUGGCGGGGACGGCAGUCUCACCGGGGCCAACAUCUUCCGGGAGGAGUGGAGUGGGCUGCUGGAGGAGCUGGCCCACAGCGGCAAGAUCAACAAGGAGGAGGUAAAGAAGCAUGGAUACCUCAACGUCGUGGGGAUGGUGGGCUCCAUUGACAAUGACUUCUGCGGGACAGACAUGACCAUUGGCACUGACUCGGCUUUGCACCGGAUCAUCGAAGUUGUUGAUGCCAUCAUGACGACGGCCCAGAGCCACCAGAGGACCUUCGUUCUCGAGGUCAUGGGGAGACACUGCGGGUACCUAGCCCUAGUGAGCGCCUUGGCCUGUGGGGCGGACUGGGUGUUCCUUCCGGAAUCUCCACCAGAAGAUGGUUGGCAGGAGACCAUGUGCAUCAAGCUGUCAGAGAACCGGGCCCGGAAAAAAAGGCUGAACAUCAUCAUUGUGGCUGAAGGAGCAAUCGAUGCCCAAAAUAAACCUAUUACCUCGGAGCAAAUCAAGGACCUGGUGGUGACACAGCUGGGAUAUGACACGCGAGUGACCAUACUUGGACACGUGCAGAGAGGUGGGACGCCAUCAGCCUUUGACAGGAUUUUGGCCAGCCGCAUGGGGGUAGAAGCCGUCAUUGCCCUUCUGCAGGCCACUCCAGAGACCCCGGCCUGUGUGGUGUCGCUGAGUGGGAACCAGGCCGUGCGCCUGCCCCUGAUGGAGUGUGUGCAGAUGACCCAGGACGUCCAAAAGGCGAUGGAUGAGAGGAGGUUCAAGGAUGCUGUGAAGCUCCGAGGAAGGAGCUUUGAGGGCAACCUCAACACCUACAAGCGGCUCGCCAUCAAGAUGCCAGACUCCAAGAUCCAAAAGAGUGGCUUCAAUGUGGCUGUAAUCAAUGUGGGUGCACCAGCUGCUGGGAUGAACGCGGCUGUGCGGUCGGCCGUGCGGUUUGGCAUCUCAGAAGGACACAAGAUGUAUGCCGUCUAUGAUGGCUUUGAGGGCUUUGCCAAAGGCCAGAUAAAAGAAAUCGGCUGGUCAGAUGUCGGAGGCUGGACCGGACAAGGUGGCUCCAUUCUUGGGACAAAGCGGACACUUCCCGGGAAGUACUUGGAGGAAAUUGCUGAGCAGAUGCGCACCCAUAGCAUCAACGCACUGCUGAUCAUUGGUGGGUUUGAGGCCUACCUGGGAUUGCUGGAACUGUCCACCGCCCGUGGGAAACACAAGGAGUUCUGUGUCCCUAUGGUUAUGGUUCCCGCCACCGUGUCCAAUAACGUGCCGGGGUCCGAUUUCAGCAUCGGUGCCGACACCGCUCUGAACACCAUCACUGAUGCUUUCCAGAGCUUGAUCACGUUCGCCCAGGCACGUGGCGACCACCAGGAGCUUUGCAUCCCCAUGUGUGUCCUGCCUGCCACCAUUAACAACAAUGUCCCUGGCACAGAGCUGAGCAUUGGCUGUGACACCAGCCUAGAUGUGAUAGUAGAGACCUGCGACCGCAUCAAGCAGUCAGCCAGCGGGACCAAGCGCCGCGUGUUCAUCAUCGAGACCAUGGGCGGCUACUGCGGCUACCUGGCUAACAUGGGGGGCCUGGCGGCUGGUGCCGAUGCUGCCUACAUCUUUGAGGAGCCGUUUGACAUCAGAGACCUGCAGGCCAACGUGGAGCACCUGACAGAGAAGAUGAAGACCACCAUCCAGAGGGGACUCGUGCUCAGAAACGAGAGCUGCAGUGAAAACUACACCACCGACUUCAUCUACCAGCUCUACUCAGAAGAAGGCAAAGGGGUGUUUGACUGCAGGAAGAACGUGCUGGGCCACAUGCAGCAGGGUGGAGCACCUUCCCCAUUUGACAGAAACUUUGGAACCAAAAUCUCUGCCCGAGCCAUGCAGUGGAUCACCUGGAUACUGAAGGAGGCUCAGGGAAAAGGAAAAAAGUUUGUAACUGACGAUUCUAUCUGUGUGCUGGGAAUAAGCAAAAGAACCCUUGUUUUCCAACCUGUGGCUGAGCUAAAGAAGGAAACAGACUUUGAGCACAGAAUUCCCAAACAGCAGUGGUGGCUGAAGCUUCGCCCCCUCAUGAAGAUCCUGGCCAAGUACAAGGCCAGCCUUGAUGUCUCCGAUUCAGGCCAGCUGGAGCAUGUGCUCCACGGCCAUGAGGAGCCUGCAGCCAUCUAGUUGCCACCGCCUGCCAGUGAUGCUUUGGGCUUCCUGUUUACCCACUCUGCCCCUGGUUUUGUAACACUUAAGUUAUUUAUCAGCACUUUACGUGAGUACUGUUGACGUUAAUCCCUAAUCACGAUGCACCUGUCCUGUACCCUUCACACUCCAGUGGAUCGUGAGACUCCAGUGAGUUGUCUGCCGUAUCGCAUACUCUGUCCCCUGCUUUCAAAUGUGUGUUUCCAGUGGAAUUAAACAUUUGGCUGAAAUUCCAACCA